Messenger RNA from Impatiens glandulifera, 2539 nucleotides. Its product is annotated as glycerophosphodiester phosphodiesterase GDPDL3-like. The record is from RefSeq and is a predicted model, not a curated record. The transcript is spliced from 9 exons. Gene Ontology annotation, molecular function: glycerophosphodiester phosphodiesterase activity. Gene Ontology annotation, biological process: lipid metabolic process. NCBI's taxonomy places the organism in Eukaryota, Viridiplantae, Streptophyta, Magnoliopsida, Ericales, Balsaminaceae. Bases 111 to 2402 code for a protein of 763 amino acids.
GUUAAACGGUGCAGUUCUCAAAUCUAUGUGCUAGCUUGUUCUUGAAUCAGGUAGAACAAGUCCAGAAACUAAGACCCAUUCCCCGGCGCCGGCGAAACUUUCCGGCAACAAUGAACUUCCGAUCUCUGGUGUUCUUUAUCUUGUUUCUCUACCUGGCAACUUCAGCUGCUGCUCAGAGAAGAAACGGAACAGGGUUAUGGCAGACAUUAGACGGCAAUGCACCUUUGGUGAUAGCAAGAGGGGGGUUUUCAGGUUUAUUUGCUGAUUCAAGUUCAGGUGCAUAUCAGAUAGCUGGAAUGGUUAGUUUGCCCAAUUUGAUCGUCUGGUGCGAUGUACAAUUGACAAAAGAUGCAGUUGGAGUUUGCUUUCCACAUCUCAAUCUUCAAAACGGUUCUAAUAUUGCAUCUGUUUACCCAAAUGAGUCUUCUACCUACCGUGUCAACGGGGUACCAACUGAAGGAUGGUUUAGUUCAGACUUCACCCUGAAUGAUUUGUCAAACAUUUUCUUAACUCAGCAAAUCUUUUCUCGACCUCCAAACUUUGAUGGCAAUGCCUGGCCAGUUCUUACAAUUGAUGACCUUGUUAAUAUAUUUGCUCCUCCAGCUCUUACUCCAGGGUUAUGGCUAAAUAUUGAGCAUGACGCAUUCUUCAGCCAGCACAACCUAAGUAUGAGAAGCUUUGUACUUUCUGUAUUGAAGACGACUCCAGUUGAUUACAUAUCUUCUCCAGAGGUCAACUUCCUGAAGGGUCUAUUGGCACGUAAACCAGUCACAACAAAGCUUGUUUUCCGUUUUCUUGGUCAGAAUGAAAUCGAGCAGUCGACCAACCAAACUCAUGGAUCCCUCAUAAGAAAUCUUACUUUUAUUAAGACAUUCGCAUCAGCGAUUCUUGUUCCCAAAAACUAUAUUUUGCCUGUAGAUGCACAGCUCUAUCUAUUGCCUUCUACUUCAGUUGUUCUAGAUGCUCACAAAGCGGGUCUUCAAGUGUUUGCUUCAGAUUUUGCAAAUGACAAUGUAUUUGCGUAUGAUUACAGUUAUGACCCUUUAGCUGAGUAUCUGUCUUUUAUUGACAAUGGCAAUUUCUCCGUUGAUGGUGUACUUUCUGACUUCCCAAUAACUCCAUCAGCCGCUAUAGAUUGCUUCUCUCAUGUUGGCAAAAAUGUCUCAGGACAAGCAAAACCCUUGAUCAUCUCAAAUGGUGGAUCAAGUGGAGACUAUCCUGCUUUUACUGAUAAAGCAUAUGCUAAAGCCAUAACAGAUGGUGCAAACAUUAUUGAUUGUCAAGUUCAGAUGACAAACGAUGGAGUUCCUAUAUGCUUAAGCUCAGUUAAUCUCAUUGACAGCACGAAUGUUGUUCAGUCGUCUUUCACCAACUUGACAAGCAGUAUCCCAGAGCUUCAAAUAGUUGAUGGGAUCUUUACCUUUAGUUUAACAUGGAGCCAGAUACAGACUUUGUCUCCGGCUAUAUCAAACCCAGAAUCAAAAUACUUUUUGUACAGGAAUCCUAAAGCUAAAAAUGAUGGGAAGUUUAUGGCAUUAUCUGAUUUUCUUGCCCUGGCCAACAAUGCUACCACAGUUUCUGGUGUAAUGAUCAUUGUAGAGAAUGCUGCCUAUUUAGCUGAAGGACAGGGACUAGAUGUGACGAAUGCUGUCCUUGAUACUUUAAAGAAUUCUAGUUACACUAAGACGAAAGCAAACAAAGUUAUGAUCCAAUCUUCAAACAGCUCUUUUCUCAUAAAGAUGAAGGAUGUGAGCAGUUAUGAGCGUGUUUAUAGAGUGGACGAGAAUAUUCGAGAUGCUGACAACUCCACCAUAUUGGAAAUCCAAAACUUUGCGGAUGCAUUGGUUAUCAACAAACAGUCUGUCUUCCCCGAAUUAAAGUUAUUUCUCACUAGUAUGUCCGAUGUUGUUCAGAAGUUGCAAGCGUUCAAGUUUCCAGUUUACGUAGAGAUCUUUAGAAAUGAGUUCCCUUCACAAGCAUGGGAUUUUUUCUCUGAUGCAACCGUCGAAAUCAACACAUACGUUACCAGUGCUGGAAUCGAUGGUGUCAUCACCGAUUUCCCUCUCACUGCUGCAAGAUACAAGAAGAACAAGUGUUUGGGAUUGGGAAGUAAGACACCAAAUUACAUGAGCCCUGUGCAGCCAGGCAGCUUACUGCAACUCAUUACUCCUGACCUAAUGCCACCAGCAGAAGCUCCCUAUGGAAUCCUGGAUGAAGCUGACGUGGCAGAGCCACCUCUGCCACCUGUUACAACCAAACCCACAACUUCUGGAACCAACAAUGGCUCGACCACUGCAGCUGCUGCUCCAGGCCACCAACCAAAUAGGGGGCAGCCCAAAGCAGUUGGAUGUGUCUUCAUUUCUUCUAUGGCUCUUCUCUUGGCAAUUGUCUCAUUAUUUUGAUGACAUAAAAUGGGCAUUUUGUUGUAUUUGAAAUCGAUAAUUUCAUUUUAUUCAUUCUUGGCUGUUGUAAUUUAUUACAUAAAUCCAUACUGUAAGUUAUGAGUGCAUUGCCAUGAUUUGGUCGGAUUAUUCAUGUU